AUGCCAUGGGAUCCGUUGCACGUGCUUCCGGACAUCGCCGCCUUCGUUGCGCUUCUUCUGUCUGUCAUGGCAGCCUUUGGUUUCGUGCAAAGCUUCGGUGCAACCACGGAGGCCGCCCGGCUUCGCGCCUGGGCAGCACUGCCCUGGAAAGCGGUUCCCUGCUCUGUGCAGGAGCUGGGUGUCGCCUACAGGGGCACCUGCCGCCUAGACUCCGACCAAGAGAGAUACGAGGACCAGGACUUUGCCGAGUGCUUGGGUGCACCAGACAAUGCCCCUGGACAAAGCCUCCAGGACAUCAUCGACAGCGCUCGCUUCAACUCCACCCAAGGGCUUUGCGGGCAAGUCUCUACAGUGAAGUUCCAGGCUGUAGGCGGCGACUCCACUUUCUCACUUGGCCGGAGGCUUCUCAUGCAUUUCUUUCACCCGCGCGGCCCGGGGGAGAUGGUCGGGUCUCGCUGGAUUCCGAUCGCUUGGCGAUGCCAUGACAGUUACCUUCCAUGGGCCGUGGUCCGGCUGGAUGAGGGCGUGAGGUGUGCCUAUGCAUAUGGUGCGCCCAAAGCUUCCAUCUACAGCCGCUGGAAAGAAGUACAGGAUGAUCUUCAGGACCUGGGCUUGGCGAAAGGCCUUGUGCAGGGAGCAGAGUGCUGGCGCCCCCAAGGGGACCUGUGCACUGUAGCCCUGAAGUCGAAUCACUACCUCUUGGAGCGUGAGGGAGGGAAGGAGGAGGUGUGGCGCAACGUGGCCAUUGCCUUGGCUGCCGCAUCCUUGACACUGGCGGUCUGCGCAGGCUUCUUCCGCCGUCGAACGGAUCAUGAGCCCGUGCCAACCGAGGACCCCGAGGAGGCAGAGUCUUUGUCCGCGCGUGUGCAACGCCUCGUUGCGGGUGCUGCUGCAAAAGUUUCGGAAGCCACUCCGCAACUCUCGGGCCGGAGCUCCCGUCGCACAGUCCGCGCUGCGUGGUUCGAUUCCGGGAACGGUGUCAAGAAAGAGCUUGACCCCUCUGCCCGCAAGAGGAGGGCCAAGGAGGAGGUGCGCUGGGGCGCUGCCCGAAAGAAUGGCUUUCAAGCUUUCCUGCACACAGUGGCGAGUUGCGUGACUAGGCACGAGCAGGUCCUUUACUUUAUCUCUGUUCCACCUCAGCCUCUUCGCAAAUUCACAACAGCAGCACACAUGGAGUUCAUGGCGGCUGCCAGAGUUGUGCACGCGAAUGAAGCUUCCACGGAGCGGAUAUUCUGCUUUGGGGAAAGAGUUCAAUACCUUUCCCGCAGCACUGGCCAGUGGAUCCCGGCAAUCGUUCAGGGCCAUGCGAUGGUGCCUGUGCCAGGUGGUGCCUCGGAUGAGUUUCACUACCAUUUGGAUGUGCAGGAGGCUGCCCAUCCCAGCCGGGUCAAGGCUGCAGACACUCAGGUAACGCAACCGGCACAGCUGCCACCCAAGGCCAAGCCCAAACUUCAAUCAGAGCACCCCCAGCCCCAGCCUUGUGCACAGCCUCAGCCCCAAGCUCAGCCAGCACCGGUCACACUCCCUCCCCCAGCAUCGGCUCCUGCACCAUUGCACCCUUUGCCCCCUACAGCAGCUAAUCCGCCAAAGCCUGCUGGACGCUGGCAGCUCAUGUGCCUGCAUUCUGAGGGCUUCUCCCAAGAAGUACUCCAGGCCCUGCCAAGCGCUCUGCGGGCUGUGACGCUUCCGGAUGGAAAGUCUCACCUUGGUCGUCAGCACCAGGCCAAGUUUCUGGAAGCCCUGCUGGCCAAGUCACCACAAUUCCUGAGCAUCAUCUCGCGUACGCAUGCAGAUGUGGAGGCCCCCAGAGAUAGCUCCAAGAUCCGCAUUACCAACCUCACUCAGAACCCUAUCUUCGUGAAUUCUACCGCUCUUUGGCAAGGGCAGUCCAACGAGCUUGGGCCCGGUGCCACGCUCAGCUUUGCUCGGAACCAAGGCGACGACACCCCACACCAUUUCCUCAUCCUUCAGCUGCAAGCCUUGGACAACACUCUCCUGCGGAAUGAGGCCAAGGCCAAGGCUGAAGCCACGGCUGAGGCCGGUCCAGCCAGUGCAGCCAUUCCGGCCCUGGUCUCUCCUUUGACGCUCGCCCCUCCUUCUUCUGGCCCUGCUGCACAGCCGCCAAGCCCUUCGGCCAUGACAACGGUGGAUGUUGCCAAAGUGGGCAUCCCCACCGAGGUUCUGCAACAUCUCCGCGCUGUGGAGACCUGUAAGCUUGACAGCCCCAAGGUCACAGCUUCUGCAGCCCCGCAAGGCAAGCCUGAUGGCAAGCCUGCAGUCCCAGCGGAUAUUAGGCCGGCCCCAAAGCCGGAUCCCGAGCCUGAGCCACCUGAACCGCGCCUCCCAGACCCCCAGAUGGCACCGCAUGGACAAGUCCAGCCAACUCCAGGCAGCAUGGCCGUUAGUGCAGACGGCGCUGCGCGGAUUGAGGCCAGCACUGCAGAAAUGGCAGCCAAGUGGUAG
Symbiodinium pilosum is the source of this 2463-nucleotide messenger RNA. Lineage: Eukaryota; Dinophyceae; Suessiales; Symbiodiniaceae. The record is from the annotation of a GenBank genome assembly.